ACACAUACUAUACGCGAGAUCAUAUGAGAAGAGUGAUUGGAAACCAAUUAUGAUUUGUUUCAGUCGAGAGCUGCGAAUUGGAGGGACACUUUGAACAUCUCCAUGCUGAUUUCUAAUCAUCUUGACCCAGAAGAAAUUCGCACAGCUUGCAGAGCUUCAGCAAUUGAGUACAUUAAGAAAGUCACUAAGUUGGGAGAUACUAUGUUUGAGUUAUUAUCAGAGGCUCUUGGCCUCAAACGUGACCACUUAACAGCCAUCGAAUUUGGUGGAGGUUGCAGUUUUGUGGGUCACUACUAUCCAGCAUGCCCUGAGCCAGAGCUAACUUUGGGGGCUGGCAAGCACUCUGAUCCUGCAUUCCUAACUGUAGUGCUACAAGACCAGCUUGGAGGCCUCCAAGUCAUGCAUCAAAAUCAAUGGGUUGAUGUUCAACCAAUUCAUGGAGGUUUGGUUGUUAAUAUUGGUGAUCUUCUCCAGAUAAUAUCAAAUGACAAGUUUAGAAGUGUGGAUCAUAGAGUGCUUGCCAACAAUGUUGGACCGAGAAUUUCAGUGGCAUUCUUUUUUAGUGGCGUUUUUGCAACUCCAAAGCAGUAUGGCCCAAUCAAAGAAUUGAUAACGGAAGAAAAUCCUCCUCUGUAUAGGAAUUUUCUGGUAAGUGAAUAUAUUGGCGAGUUUAAUGCUAAGGCACUUGACGAGUCUUUGCUCGACCAUUUCAAGCUAUGAAGCUAUUAAGAACUAUACAUUUCCACAAAACUAUUAUAAUGUAAUAAAGGAACAAAGUUUCUGGGUAUCAGGGUCUUUCCAACUGUUUCCUUCAAUUUGUAAUUUCCAGAACUAUUUAUAUCAUCAUUAUCAUUAUC
Camellia sinensis is the source of this 857-nucleotide messenger RNA. Its product is annotated as 1-aminocyclopropane-1-carboxylate oxidase homolog 1. Lineage: Eukaryota; Viridiplantae; Streptophyta; Magnoliopsida; Ericales; Theaceae. The record is from RefSeq and is a predicted model, not a curated record.